This is a messenger RNA of Pundamilia nyererei, 1266 nucleotides long. It is a transcript of the gene mbip, whose product is annotated as MAP3K12 binding inhibitory protein 1. Lineage: Eukaryota; Metazoa; Chordata; Actinopteri; Cichliformes; Cichlidae. The record is from RefSeq and is a predicted model, not a curated record. The transcript has 9 exons. Bases 27 to 1031 code for a protein of 334 amino acids.
AGUAUUCUUCGGCUUGUCGAACAGCAAUGGCGGAGGCAAUGAAGCUAAGUAGAAAUCAUGCUCCUCCCAGUGACUCCAGUAAAAUGUCCAGCUAUACAGACUGUAUGGAUUCGUUACUGCAACUGCUAGCAGACUUCGGGGAAGAGCUGAAAUUUGGGGAUGCUGCUUUGAAAAUAGAUGUCAACCCCAGCGCUGUGAAUCUUCAAUCAUCUCCACCUGCUCAUGUUUACAGCUCAUUACAAGGACAUAUCGCUAAAUUACAGGCUGUUUCAGAAAGCCUAAAGGCGUUGUUGGAUGCUGAUGCAUCCUCUUUAAAGAACACAUCAGAAGAUGCUGUCAUCUCAUCUUCAAGCAGUGCACAGACGGCCACGCAGUCUGAGCACCAUUCGCACAGCUCCGGGGCUACAGAGAGCAAGACGGCGGCUGAUGAUGUCAUGGUUCAGAUCCGAGCUGGGAAGUCAGAGAUUGAGCGAAGAAUAUCUGCAUUUAUGGAACGCAAACAGAUGGAGAUCAAUGAAAACAAUGUACGCGAGUUUUGCAACGUGAUCGACUGCAAUCAGGAAAACAGCUGUGCCAGAACAGAUGCCGUAUUCACUCCUUACCCGGGUUUUAAAAGCCACGUAAAAGUCACACGAGUGGUAAACACUUACGGACCCCAGACCCGUAGUGGGGGAGACCAAGCAGAGGCUGGGGAUAAACAGAGGGGGCCAUUGACGAGAGACUGUGGAAAUGCAGCCAUAGAGGAACGACUCAACAACAUCGAGGCUCACCUCAAACUUGCAGCAGUGGGUCCAGUUCCAUUGAGUGUCUACCAGCGACUCAAGAAGUUGGAGGAUCGUAUACUCGAGUUGGAGGGACUCUCGCCUGAGUACUUUCAAUCCACAAGUCACCUGCACAAACGACAAAAGACGUCCUCUGCUCAGUCCUGCAGCCUGACAGAGCUGGAUGAGAAGAUAAGCGCAGUGAAAGCAGCUCUGCUGAAGAGGGCGACUGAGUUUGGGCCAGAAUUUGGAACAGAUUGUACAUUGUGAUAUAUUCAUAAGCACAAACAAAUACUCGAGUUCAGUUGCUCAAGCAUUCACAGUGUGUCAUCAUUUUCUUUUCCUCCAACUCUCAGCUACUCAUUAGCAGCAUUCUCAUCGUCUGUGUCAUUAAAAACUCCCAAAAACUCUUCAUAUGACAUUUGAUGAUAUUGGAUGGAAAUCAUGUACUGCUAUAACAGUUAAAUGAAAUGUAAAUUUUCUGUAAAUAAAUCUAUAUUUUCCU